Molecule: messenger RNA, 1831 nt
Organism: Drosophila willistoni
Lineage: Eukaryota; Metazoa; Arthropoda; Insecta; Diptera; Drosophilidae
Exons: 1
Coding region: 532-1428 (298 amino acids)
Source: RefSeq, a predicted model, not a curated record
AUCAGCUUCUAUUUAUUUUGUUUCAUUAAACAAAUUUUGCUUGAACAUUUCUGCCAACAACUCGAAUUACACCACACCAACAACAACAACAACAUCAUCGAAUACAACAACACGUACAACAACACACAACAAUACCAGUCGACAACACAUGCCACCUCCAGCGGCCAUGAUGAGCUGGGCAAUUUGCUCUGGCAACAGGAAGCAGCCGAAUUUGUUGAACAAUUCCCCACAGAUUCACUGCAGCAAAGACGCAGCUGUCCCGUGCCACCCCUGAGGACAUGUGCAUCCCACGCCCAUUCCACACUGAGUAAGCGGAAUGCCGAUCUAUUUAGCGGAGAUUUGGGCAUACCAGAGAUCAACACACAUGUGGGCAGUGUGGUACACACCUUUGAGACAUUGGCCCUGCAACGGCGCCUGGCCGAGGCGGAACAGGAUCGUGAGUUGAGUAAGUACGACCCAGCAAGCAUAGCGAACCAAAGCAUAGGCACCAGUCAAAGCAAAUACAAUCAGCUGAAACGCAAAUCGCAGGAGAUGCGUCAGCGUCUAAUGCAGCAAAUGCACCGGCAAAAGCUGCAACAGCAACAACAACAGCUCCAGGCACGUAACCGGGCACAAUCACAGCCGCACAGUAAACUAACAAACAGCUGCAGCACCCAAACAUUCAAAUCCCUGGCCAUGCCGCGUCUGGCGCGUUCCACCGAGCAGUUGCCCGCGUCCCAUUUCGAGGAUUAUCGCAAGAAUCUCUUCGGGGGCACUUUAACGCGUCGCUGCAGCGAGGAGGAACUGCAGGAUGAGAGUUUCAUUGUGAAUGCCGCCUUCGAUGAGAUAUUCUCAAGGUAUGACGAUGACGAUGAGGGUAACUCAUCGCUGGAUCAGCCAACGAAUACCCUCACCAAUACCGAUGAUCUCUUCGAGGAUGAGCACAUGCUGGUCAGUCUGAGUGAACUCGAUGAUGAUGUAUUCGCUACCAAAUCGCACACAGCUUCCACAACGCCAACAACAAUGGCGGCAGGACGAACGCCCAAGCAUAGUACACCGCAAUUGAAUCUAAACAAAUAUCCAGCACCGGCACCGCCACGUUCACGCACUCUGACCAAUCUCUUCGAGCGUUUGAAGCCGGAGCAUAAGUUGCAAAAAUAUCCCGCCGAGCAGCAGCUUAAUCAGGCCGAUUUCAAUCGGGGCUCAACCAUUAGUAAGUCAUUUGUGCAACAGCUAAAGCGACCCUCGCACAAACAAAAACGGGCACCAAAGCCACCACCAAAACCCCAACAAACACGUUCUCAUGUGGCCAUAGCCCAUGUGACACCAUUGCGCAAUGCUUUGAUCUUUCCCAAGCGCUCAAAGUCCUCCAAUGAACUGCCACUCGAUGAUCUCAAUGUCCAGGCACGUAAGUAUUAUCGCAAAUCGGAGCAAAGUGUGGCCUUGUAAAGGAUUAAAGCGAGGAGCAUCCGGCACCAGAUUUAUGCACCAUUAUAUCGAACCCUUCACCCAUUUUGCUGUUCUCCUAACUAACUUAAUGCCCAGAAUUAUCCAAUUUACUGAUUAAUUGUUAUUGUGUGUGUGUGUGUGCCUGUAUGUGUGUGUGUGUGUGUGUGUGUGCAGAAGCAACGCUUUUAUAGGCUAAGUGAAACCGAGUCCCUUCUCCCAUGAGUCCAACCAACCCCCGACCGACCCCUGACAACCCCACAAAUUGAAAACUGGCAAACAAAUGGAACGAGCCAAGUUAACCCGCCGCCAUAUAUCGGAAGACACUGAAACAGAGUGGCUCGAGAUGUAAACCCAAAGAGAAUUGAGCCAUACAUUAAUUGGGAUAGAAAGCAGCACUUACCAA